AUGGUGGCAGUGGUGUCAGCCCUCAGCAGUCUGGGGGUGCCCGAGGCCAAUGUUGGGAGCCAGGAGGAGGAGGAGGAGGAGGAGGAAGAAGAAGGGGAAGAGGAGGAAGAAGAAGAGGAGGAGGAGGCGGAGUGCAGCCCAGCUGCGGCAGCAGCAGCGGAGCGGAGGCGGGAGGAGAUGCUGCGCCGGUUCCAGGAGCUGCGCAUGAAGCGGAAUGAGGCCUGCAAGCUGAACAGAGAGGAGGUGGUGGAGGAGGACAAAAGGCUGAAAUUGCCCCCAAACUGGGAAGCUAAAAAAGCCCGGCUGGAGUGGGAGCUGCAGGUGCAGGAGAAGAAGAAGGAAUGUGUUGCCAGGGGGCAGGACUACAAGCUGGUGAAGCUGCUGGAGAUCAGUGUGGAGGACGCCGAGCAGUGGGAGAGGAAGAAGAGGAAGAAGAAAAAUCCCGACCUGGGGUUCUCAGAUUAUGCAGCGGCACAGCUGCGCCAGUACCAGAGGCUGACCCGGCAGAUCAAACCUGACCUGGAGCAGUACGAGAAGCUCAAGGAGCAGUAUGGGGAAGCCCUGUACCCCACCUCAGACAGCCUCCUGCACGGCACCCACGUGCCCUCCAAGGAAGGGGUGGACAGGAUGGUGGCAGACCUGGAGAAACAGAUUGAGAAGAGGGAGAAGUACAGCCGGAGGCGGCCCUACAACGACGAUGCCAACAUCGACUACAUCAACGAGAGGAACGCCAAGUUCAACCAGAAGGCUGAGAGGUUCUAUGGGACAUACACAGCUGAGAUCAAACAGAACCUGGAGAGGGGCACGGCCAUGUGA
This is a messenger RNA of Hirundo rustica (Barn swallow), 816 nucleotides long. RefSeq names its product pre-mRNA-splicing factor SYF2-like. Gene Ontology annotation, cellular component: catalytic step 2 spliceosome; Prp19 complex; post-mRNA release spliceosomal complex. Bases 1 to 816 code for a protein of 271 amino acids. The record is from RefSeq and is a predicted model, not a curated record. NCBI's taxonomy places the organism in Eukaryota, Metazoa, Chordata, Aves, Passeriformes, Hirundinidae. The transcript has a single exon.